Arabis nemorensis is the source of this 210-nucleotide messenger RNA. Lineage: Eukaryota; Viridiplantae; Streptophyta; Magnoliopsida; Brassicales; Brassicaceae. The record is from the annotation of a GenBank genome assembly.
AUGAUUGCGGGUUCUGAUCCGUAUAAGGUUGUCGCGAUGGUGUUUGAAGAGCUGGGCUAUCGGAGUGCUAUAGACCGGAUGAGUUUCGGUGCGUAUGGAGAAUGCAGGUCGUUGUCUUUGCCAUCCAAGGCGGUUCUCAUUCUGUUCACGAAGUCCGUCUCUUGGAGUUGGUUUGGUUUGUCUAGGUUGGUUCGAGGCGAUAUCCUUUAA